AUGUGGCCAGAUGUCCAAGUGGAUGAGUUACAACCUCCAACAUAUAAAAAUGGACAUGGUAGACCAAGAAAGGUUAGGAUACGAGAAUGUGGUAAGAAAUGUGCAAGGAAGAGAAGACCUGGGGUGGCCUAUAAGUGCACCAAAUGUGAUAAAUUUGAUCAUAAUACAUUGACAUGUAAUAGCUUGACACGGGACCCUAAUGCAUUAAAAAUAAAGAGGAAACCUAAAGUUGAGAAAAAUCCAGUUAAUGUAGAGGAUAGUGUUAUGCCAACUGAUGUAGAGGCCACUGUUGUGCCAAUUGAUGUAAAGACUACUUCUAUGCCACCUGAAAACAAUCCAAUUAUGCAGACUCAAGUAUCAACUGUUAUGCCACCUGAAAACAAUCCAACUAUGCAGACUCGAGUAUCAACUGUUAUGCUAACUGUGCAGAGUCAAACUGAAUCUUGUGUUGUAGACACAAGUCAGUCACAAGCAAAAAAAAGAAAGAAAAAAAUCAGUCAUUAA
Messenger RNA from Lathyrus sativus (Indian pea), 504 nucleotides. NCBI's taxonomy places the organism in Eukaryota, Viridiplantae, Streptophyta, Magnoliopsida, Fabales, Fabaceae. The record is from the annotation of a GenBank genome assembly.